Molecule: messenger RNA, 1441 nt
Organism: Lotus japonicus
Lineage: Eukaryota; Viridiplantae; Streptophyta; Magnoliopsida; Fabales; Fabaceae
Product: KH domain-containing protein At3g08620-like
Exons: 7
Coding region: 143-1006 (287 amino acids)
Biological process (GO): regulation of mRNA splicing, via spliceosome
Cellular component (GO): nucleus
Molecular function (GO): mRNA binding
Source: RefSeq, a predicted model, not a curated record
GCAACGUUUCUUGUUUCUUUUUCUUUCUACUCCUGGUAGACCACACCAAUUAAAACCUAAAACCUCUUUUUGAUUUCUCUCUUUUUGCUUUUCUUUUUUUAUUUCUUUUUACCUAGUCUGGUCUGGUGGCUCUUUUCAAGCCAUGUCAGGUUUGUACAAUCCCAACUUCUCACCUUCACCUGUGAGAGCUGCUGCAGCUUCUGCUCAGAUUAGAGGCACCCCAUCUUCAGAAAUGGAUAGUCAGUAUCUGUCAGAGUUGCUGGCAGAGCGUCAAAAGCUUGGACCUUUCAUGCAAGUGCUUCCUACAUGCAAUCGCCUCUUGAAUCAAGAAAUAUUAAGAGUCUCUGGAAUGUUGUCCAAUCAAGGUUUUGGUGACUUUGAUAGACUGCGGCAUAGAAGCCCUAGUCCUAUGGCUCCUUCGAACCUCAUGUCUAAUGUCCCUGGGACAGGAUUGGGUGGAUGGAAUGGUCUUCAGCAGGAGAGAUUAUGUGGAACUCCUGGAAUGACAAUGGACUGGCAAGUUGCCCCUGCAAGUCCUACUUCAUACACUGUUAGAAGGAUAUUACGCUUGGAAAUUCCUGUUGAUACAUUCCCCAAUUUCAAUUUUGUUGGAAGACUUCUGGGACCUAGAGGCAAUUCUCUGAAACGGGUAGAAGCAACAACAGGUUGCAGGGUGUUUAUUAGAGGAACAGGAUCUAUAAAGGAUCCAGACAAGGAAGAGAAGUUAAGAGGAAAACCAGGCUAUGAGCAUCUCUAUGAGCCGCUCCACAUAUUGAUCGAGGCUGAUUUACCUGCUAAUAUUGUUGACAUCAGGCUUAGGCAGGCUCAGGAAAUCAUAGAAGAACUGCUCAAACCUGUCGAUGAGUCACAGGACUAUGUCAAGAAGCAGCAGUUGCGGGAAUUAGCAUUGCUGAAUUCAAAUUUAAGAGAAGAGAGUCCUGGGCCAAGUGGUAGUGUAUCUCCAUUUAAUUCUGGUGGAAUGAAAAGAGCAAAAACUGGCAGAUGAAAGUUUUACUUGUUGUAGAUCCCUAUUAUCGUUUUCCAGCAAUCCGUUGCUGGAAAUAUCUUCCCGUACAUCUCAAUCAAUGCAGUUAUGAAAAGAUUAGGCUAACAAUUAUUGAAGGCUAGUGUUUUGGUGGUUUUUGCUCCCUCUAUAGUCCUACAUCUUUCUUCUUAAACAGCAGCAGGUAAUGGUAGAAAAAGUUUUAGAAAAAAAAAGUGAUCGAAAAAAUAUAUAUAAAGUUUGGUAUUGAGAAUAGGAUUAUUGAGAUCAGUCUUUUUCAUGUAAACUUAAUACAUUUAUUGGAUUUAUUCUUGUGUCUGUAACUUAUGAGAAUUGUGGUAUAUACAAGGUGAUGGAUGGAGUUUUAGGUCUAAGUCAGAUCAAGUUUUGUGGGCCUUGGCAUUUUAAUUGGUAUUGAAAUAUUUUAAAGUUAGCAUA